Molecule: messenger RNA, 1398 nt
Organism: Phytophthora nicotianae INRA-310
Lineage: Eukaryota; Oomycota; Peronosporomycetes; Peronosporales; Peronosporaceae
Exons: 2
Coding region: 76-1182 (368 amino acids)
Biological process (GO): nucleosome assembly
Cellular component (GO): chromatin; nucleus
Molecular function (GO): chromatin binding; histone binding
Source: RefSeq, a predicted model, not a curated record
AAUUGUGGAGGCGAAGCCAUCCUCCGAGGGUCAUUCUCAGAAAAGAAGCGGCAGCCCCCGCCACUCACGUACAAUAUGUCGGACAAGCCCGUAGCUAGCGAGCACGAUACCGUGGUGGAAGUGGACCACAACGAUGGACGUGGCUUCCAGCCCGUUGACAGUCUGACGGAGCAGGUUGCGCAGAUCUCGGUGAGCGACGCCGCCGCCGAGGAGGAAGAGGAGGACGACCUUGCGAACCUGCCCAAGAACGUGUUGUUGCGUCUGGAUGCUCUGCGUAAGUUGCAGGAGACGCAGGCCGAGGUGGAAGAGGAGUUCGAGAAGGAGCGCAAGGCUCUGGAGCUCAAGUACGAGAAGCUCUACCAGCCUUUCUACAAGCAGCGCGCUGAGAUCGUUUCGGGUGCUAAGGAGGUGGAGGCCGUUACAGCCGCUGCUGUUGAGCCCCAGCAGGCUGACGCUGAGACCGAGGAGGACGUUAAGGGUGUGCCGGGUUUCUGGCUGCGUGCCUUCAUGAACCACUCGGUGCUGGCCGAGCUUAUCCAGGAGCGCGACCUGCCCGCCUUUGAGUUCCUUACGGACGUGAACUCGGUGAGCCACGAGGAGGACAACGGAUUUAAACUCACCUUCGAGUUUGCUGAGAACCCGUUCUUCACUAACAAGAUCCUCACUAAGGAGUACGACAUUGGUGACGCCUCGGAGCUGGGCGAGGCUGUGUUGCGCAACGUGACGGGCACGGUCAUCGAGUGGAAGGAAGGCAAGAACCUCUGCGAAGUGACCAAGAAGGUCAAGCAGCGUGCUAAGGGUGGCAAGGGCGAGACCCGCGUCGUGAGCCGUACUGAGCCCUGCGAGAGCUUCUUCCAGUUCUUCACGCCCGUCGAGAUGCCGUCAGAGGAGGACGAUGAGGACAGCGAGAUGAUCAUGCGCCAGCUGAGUGGUGACUUUGAAAUUGGCUUCACGAUCCACGAGACCAUCAUUCCGCAGGCUCUGCUGUGGUUCACGGGCGAAGCUGUGGAGGAUGACGACUCGGACUACGACCCAGAGGACGAUGAGGACUACGAGGAAUCGGACGAGGAAUCGCUCUCGGGUGACGAGGCUCCCAAGCCGCGUCGGGGCAAGAAGAAAUUCCCCGCUCUUGAGGGCGGCGCCAAUUCCACCGAGAAGCCGCCUGAGUGCAAGAACCAGUAAGUUACGGCAUCAUCACCUUGUUCAGAGUAUCGUUUUGCGAGAUUGACGUGUUGGUAAAAGGCCCCGAAGUUCCACGCGGUAGUCUAGAGAGACGAGAACAAUUUUAUAUAAACAAAUCUUUGAGCGAUCGUCAACCACUACAUUGUUGUAGCUGCCAUCUCGAAUAAGAUACUUUGGUUGAUGAUCCGUGCGCGACACGGCUGAUGAGAUACGCUG